Molecule: messenger RNA, 2904 nt
Organism: Podospora anserina S mat+
Lineage: Eukaryota; Fungi; Ascomycota; Sordariomycetes; Sordariales; Podosporaceae
Exons: 2
Coding region: 1-2904 (967 amino acids)
Source: RefSeq, a predicted model, not a curated record
AUGCACAAAAGAAUCCAGGAGGAGCUCCGGAGUGAAGAAGGGCAAAAAUCCACACGGAGUGAAGUCUCCUCUGAUCGACACCCUGGCAGUCCCAAGAUAGACCUUCUUCCUGGCGGCGGACCGCGGGACAAUAUCGAGUUUGUUGUUGCCGAUGACAGCAGGCCCAACUCACCCGGAAUGAACAGUGAAGCACCGGAUGCUGGUCAGACUGAUCCCGAAGCUCUUGCACCGGUUGCCGCAAACUCCAAAACAGUUCGAGAACAAGGCUCCUUCCCAGAGAUGCCAGCAUCACCAGAUCUUGUGCCUCGGCGGUAUCCAAGCACUAGCGAGACCUCCUCAAUUGCUUCCUGGCGGCUUUCUUACAGUGCAGGCCAGCUCGACGAACUGGCCAGCUACAUUGACCGAGGAGAGCCAUCGAGUCAUGUAGAUGCUGUGCACAGCUCCUCUGCGUUACACCCGGAAUCCAUCAUUCGUCUUCCAACCUCGGGAUUGCAUCCACCACGCCCUGCCCAUUCGUUGUCACGCUCACAUUCGUCACCCGCCCGACCGGGCACGCAAGUUACUGAGACCGCAUCCGUUGCAGAGCAGUCUCCAUUGAGCGUCUGGCUGCGAAGUCAGGGCCUUCGAUCUCGUUCUUCCUCGCCUGCAAGAUCAUCCGAACAAGACUUUGAGCAAGGUGCAAGUGUUCAGCAAGCCGAGGUGGUUUAUCUCAGGAGAUGGAGCUCUGUUCAAAAUUCUGCCGUCCCAGAGGCUGAGAGUCAGAAGCCGGAAAUAGUCCACCUCUACGACAUGGAUAUUCAUCGCCAGUUGGGAACUCAAACUUUCAACACACCAAUGGAUUCUCCAACACGAUCCCGAUCGAUGAGAAACAGUGGUGCAAGCGGUUCCUGCGGUGCUCAAACUUCGGGAAGUACAAUCCGUCCCUCUUCCGACCCUCCAAGCAAACCUCCAAGCAACAAGUCGACUUUCAACCACUCUGAAGUUAUCUUGGCUCCACACGACCCGAAUAACCUGGGGACAAAAUCAUCGUCGGUGUACCCAUCAGCUGGACAAAGUGUACAGUUGAGCGCAGGCGCGUCUUCUCUUGAUCUUCCGGCGACACUUGGCCCCCACGAGUUACCGCCAGCUUUUACUUUGCCAGGAGAAUCGGUGGAAAGUUCCCACCGAACAACAGGAGAAAACUCGGUCAACAACAGUUUGCCACUUCUGGAAGGACGCUCAGAGCUCCACAGGUCUUCGACAGUUACAAAAGCCGAUGCCUCGAGCAGGGUCCGCAAGGAGUCUCAACUGGAUACGGUUGAAAAGAGUAUCGGAUAUUUUCAUCUUGGCCACGGUGCACCUGCACUUAUCGUCAAGAGGUUCCGGAAGGAGGCAGACACACCUCCCCCGGAGCCGGUGAAACACUCUUUUCUGGCACGCCUUCAUUUGACCAUCCCUAGAAGAACCAAAAUAAGCCCACGAAACUUUGACGGUGCUGUCACAGAACAAGAACAGGAGCAGGGGCAGGGACCGAACUGGGAGCCAGAGCCGUCACCACCACCGUUGAGACAUUGUCCAGGCGUCAAACGUGGGCGUCCUGACUCUUGGGGAACAGCCAUCACCUCACUGUACCACCCUCUAACCCCGAUUCUUUCCGAGUAUGAAGGCAGUGCAGAUGAUCUGUGGAGGUUAGGCAUACGCGACGAGUCUCCGAAACAACAGACGGAGUCUCGCGGUAUCAAAGCCCAUCGCCGUGGUUCGAGUUUCCCCGAAAGUCUGAACAAGAGGCUCCAAGCUGUUGCCGAUUCGGAGCACAGUGGCGGCUCCUCUGGGUAUAUGGGUGUUCCGAGUACCGACCCGUCUUGUCGUUUCUCGUCUGCACCGGGCUCGCCGGUCUCUCAUACAACUGAUUGCGGCUUGUCGUCCAUCGCAGAGACGACCGAGACCCCCAAGCGCAGUUCGUCCACAGGCCUCCAAAGCCCAAUUUACGAUGCAUUCAGAACACACUACCCAGCAAGAAGCAGCGAUUUCACCCGAGACUGUCCCAGAUCCCCACUGGCACAGACAGGCUCCCGACUUCGUGACUCUUCUACUCCUGGCGACCAAUCUACCUGCGUCACCCCUGAGCUCGUUGCGGACCACCCGGAAAUCGUGAUUGAAGCCGCACGCCAACCCCACAAAAACGACUCCCGCCUUACUCUCAAGUCGAGCACCCAGUCCUUCUCUGGGAAGUUUGGGAAAGCCAUCAAGUCAAGUUUUGGAAAGCUCGUCCCCCACCGCGGGCCCUCCAACAGCACUGGUUCGAAGUCGCUGGAAAGCCUCAAAAGGCGAGGAAGCGGAGCCAGAGCAGAGGUUGUGAAACUUCAAAAGUCACAAGACGUAGGAGUUUCAUGCCGGGGCCCGAAGUAUUGGCAGACAAAUACGCCAAAAAGGGGUCGCACGAUUUCUCUCAGCACACGGAUGGCGACCUUGUUGCAUUCUGACUCGAAUCCCGAAGAGGAGAAGCGACAGCAUCCUAGCCAUCACCAGCUCCGGCAUCGUGCACCUCUUUGUGCACUGCCUAUAAAUACACCUAUUCGAGAUCAACAAGCCAGCAGUAGCGCAGACAACAGCAAAGACUCGGCGACGACAGCCGAAAAGUUUAUUACGCCAUUCAGCUCAUUUUAUCACAGCAACAAUGAUACGGCAUCGUUUCACUCUUGUCAUGAUAAAGGGGAUACUACGGAUAUCAAUUCCAUCAAAAGCGAUAGCACACUGGCUCAUCGACUGCAUAUUGCCUCGGCGCCUCACUUGAGUGCGCUGCCGGCGGGAGCGGCCAAGUUCCAGACUUGGAGUGGGAGGGAGAGGAGCAGGCCGCUGAUUACGGUGCAGAGCAUGGAGCAGAUGCGGUUGAGGAGGGUGAAUACGGUGGUGAGAGUUGUGUGA